GGAGGAGGGGAGGGUUUAUGUGGCGGCAGUGCGGGCGGCGGGGGCACUGCUCACAGGGGCGAGUCCCGCCACUCAUCCUGCGCGGACAUGCACCGGUGGCGGCCAGCUGUCCCUCGGGGCUGCGCCCCCGCGCCUGGGCUCUGAGUGCCUUCAGGCACCCGGGGCGCACAGCACCGAGCCGCCACCGGCUCCGGACCCGGCAGCCAGCAUGCGCGGGGCCUGGGUGGCUGCCGCCGCCCUCCUCUGGCCACAGCUCGCGCUCUUCGGGGGCGUUGGGGCCCGGCGGGAGCCCAAGAGGCCACGGCAGCCCAGCCAGCACCCCGCAGCCCCCAACGCAACCACGUCCAGCAGUGAGGGGCUACUGGGCUUCCCCAAGCUACCCGGGGCCUCAGGGCCUGAGUUCACAGACGCCCACACAACAUGGCUGAACUUCGUCCGGCGCCCCGAUGACGGGGCCUUGAAGAAACGGUGCCGCGGGCAGGACAAGAAGUUGCGAGGCCUCUCUGGCCCCCCAGGGCCUCCUGGCCCCCCCGGUCCCCCAGGACCCCCCGGUGUGGAAGUCACCCAGGCGGCUGUGCUGCAGGAAUUCCAGGAGCUGCUGAAGGAGGCCACUGAGCGCCGCUGGUCCUCGGAGCUCUUGGGCCCGGUGCUGCCCGAGGGGAUGGGCAGGUGGCUGGUGGCUGAGGCCUUCCACUGUCAGCUGAAGGGUCCGGUGCUGGUGGAUAAGAAGACGCUGGUGGAGCUGCAAGGCUUCCAGGCUCCUGCUGCCCAGGGCGCCUUCCUGCGCGGGUCCGGCCUGAGCCUGGCCUCCGGUCGGUUCACGGCCCCGGUGACUGCCAUCUUCCAGUUCUCCGCCAGCCUGCACGUGGACCCCAGGGCGCUGCAGGGCAGGGCGCGGCCGCGGGCCCGGGGCUCCGUGCGGCUGCUGGUGUGCAUCGAGUCCCUGUGCUAUCGCCACACGUCCCUGGAGGCCACGUCCGGCCUGGAGAGCAGCGGCAGGGUACUCACGGUGCAGGUGCAGGGCCUGCUGCAGCUGCAGGCGGGACAGUACACCUCUGUCUUCGUGGACAACGGCUCCGGGGCGGCCCUCACCGUCCACGGCAGCUCCAGCUUCUCCGGCCUGCUCCUCGGCACGUGAAGGGCCCACGGGGCUCCGGGGGCGCCCCCCCCACGCCGCCCCCUGGUAAACCUGUGGUCACAGCAAUAAAGAG
This is a messenger RNA of Hippopotamus amphibius kiboko, 1211 nucleotides long. It is a transcript of the gene C1QTNF12, whose product is annotated as C1q and TNF related 12. The coding region runs from base 209 to 1138 and encodes 309 amino acids. The transcript has 8 exons. Gene Ontology annotation, molecular function: hormone activity. Lineage: Eukaryota; Metazoa; Chordata; Mammalia; Artiodactyla; Hippopotamidae. The record is from RefSeq and is a predicted model, not a curated record. Gene Ontology annotation, biological process: positive regulation of D-glucose import across plasma membrane; positive regulation of insulin receptor signaling pathway; negative regulation of gluconeogenesis.